This is a messenger RNA of Periconia digitata, 582 nucleotides long. Lineage: Eukaryota; Fungi; Ascomycota; Dothideomycetes; Pleosporales; Periconiaceae. The record is from the annotation of a GenBank genome assembly.
ACUUGUGCGAUACGGGGCUGUCUGGUCGAUGCACUGUCAGAUCCAACUGCCUCCUUGCAAUCUCAUGAUUAUGCCGAUGCAACAAGCAAUCCAGUCAGCCUCAUACCUACCUCCUCCCCGGAAAUAAUCAGUCAGCAUCCCACAAACAAACAAACAAACAGACAAACAAACAACAUUGACCCUUGCAUCCCGUCCCCCGUGCAUCCAUGCAAUGAACCGUUUCUACCGUUGGGAUCCAUGUUUGUUUUGUUUGCUGUUGAUGCUGUUGUUGUCGCUGUUGUUGAAAGCAGUCUGCUCGGGUCGGCCUUAUUCGGCACGCGAGCAUUCGAAUCCAUCCUUCAUCGGGCGGGCUUCGACUCAAUCCACGUUCCCAAUUUGGAAACCCGGCCGCCGCCGCUGUCGCCGUCCUCCCUACAGAUUGUGCAAUCUCGCUCAGACCGGCAAUCGAUCGCAUCGACCGCCUUUGAUAGGAAAAGUACCUUGACUGUCCAUGUGCAUUGCGACCUGGUUAGGUGUCCGCGUCUGGUCGCUCAAUCAAUUGACCAACGUAGCAAAACAAUCCCUCAUCAGAUCCCGUGGUGA